Messenger RNA from Chaetomium strumarium, 1536 nucleotides. RefSeq lists its product as uncharacterized. The transcript is spliced from 3 exons. Bases 360 to 1520 code for a protein of 386 amino acids. Lineage: Eukaryota; Fungi; Ascomycota; Sordariomycetes; Sordariales; Chaetomiaceae. The record is from RefSeq and is a predicted model, not a curated record.
GAGGAAGAACGACACUCAUCUGGUGAGGGUGCCCACAAAUCAGGCCGUGGCGCUCAGGGCAGUCUAGCAGCGGCAGGUGCUUUCCGUUCUUAUGCCGCAGCCAUGUCCCUGCCCAUUAUCAGGAGCAGACAGUCGAGGCCGGCACGGAUCGUUCCCGUUAGGAGGGGCCAGCUCACAGCCAUCACGUAUGUCCCUUCCCAAUUGAUCAAUUGCCGCGUUGCAGACUGCUAGUACGACGAGCUUCCUCUUAAGAUCCUCGCUCGCCUCACGCUUCUCUCCUACAUACACGACAAUACCCAGCUUACCCCACCCAGAGUUACGUCUUGUUACACUUUCGCUUUACCAUCCCAUUAUUCAUAAUGCACUGGCUCACUUUCUUUUUGGCGGCCUCGACGCUGCUCGCGGCCAAGGCUGCGGUACUUCCACGUUGUGCACAAUGCAACGUGCCUCCCCAAUACUCGGGCGAGGCGCAGAAGCUGGCGGAUCCAACCUACGGGCCCAUCCCGGGCGCGUCGGAUCUCUACAGCAGCUACUGGGGCAUCGAGCGGCCUUUCCCUGGCAACAUCACAGACCCCGUCUUCCCGACUGAGAACGGCCCGCCUGGCGAAGACGACUACAUCUGGCAGAACCUGCUGUCGGCGGAGUGGAUCAUCUUCGAGUUCUACCAGCAGGGCAUCGAGCGCUUCAGCGACCAGGAUUUCAUCGACGCCGGCAUGCCCAACACCACGCGGCGCCGCCUGAUGGAGAUCCGCAACAACGAGGCCGGCCACCUGCGCAUCUUCCAGAACCAGAUCUCGCCCACGUCCAUCAAGCCGGGGCCCUGCCGCUACAUGUUCCCGCUGGACGAGCCCCUGGCGUACCUCUCCUUCCUGACGGUCAUCGAGCUGGCCAGCAUGGCCUUCCUCACGGGCCUGGCGCAGCUGCCCAGGAGCGACUUCGCCAAGGGCGCCAUGACGGCCAUCUCGCAGACCGAGACCCGCCACGAGCUCUGGGCUCUGACGGACCUCUGGAAGACGGAACCCUUCGCGGGGCCCACCGACACCACCUUCCCCUACGCGAACCAGAUCCUGUACAGCACGCACAACCUGGUCGUGCCGGGCUCCUGCCCGCCCGAAAACCCGGAAUACCCGCACCCGCGCCAGCUACUGCCCAUCCUAUCGGCCACCCCGAACACGACGAGCCUGGCGCCGGGUGCGACCAUCACGCUGCACUUUCCAGAGUCGGAGUCAGACAGCCAGCAUCAGCCGGCGUUCUUUAAGGACGGGAAGCAGUACUAUGCCGUGUUUUUUCAUGGCGUGCUCAACGCCAGCGUGCCCAUCGACACUGGCAGUGGCAGCGGCAGCGGCCCCAUCUCAGUCACGAUCCCGCCGGAGUUUGAGGCGAAAGGGGCCAUUAUUGCCUUGGUGGCUGACGAGCCCGGUGCGCCGACCAAUUACUCUGUCGUCGCGGGCCCCGCGGUCAUCCCCAUGCAGCCGGCGUGGUUGGGGCCUGCGCUUGUGAGAGGAGGGGGCGCGGUUUGAGAGGGAAUGUGAUUUU